Messenger RNA from Dacryopinax primogenitus, 864 nucleotides. RefSeq lists its product as uncharacterized. Bases 1 to 864 code for a protein of 287 amino acids. The transcript has 3 exons. The record is from RefSeq and is a predicted model, not a curated record. NCBI's taxonomy places the organism in Eukaryota, Fungi, Basidiomycota, Dacrymycetes, Dacrymycetales, Dacrymycetaceae.
AUGACGAGGGUGGUAGGCCGCCUGGGCCUUCUCCAACUCUUCAUCCACCACCGGGAUUGGCUUGCCCCUCUUGACAUGGUAAAUGGCAUCAGUGGCCUCGCGAGCAUUCCGAGGCGCCACCAUGACGGAGAAGUCAUCAUCGUCAAUUUCGCCGGAUUUCUUGAUGUCGGAGUGGAGCACAUGGAGGCUCUCACUAAGGACGGCGUGCACGACAUGAAGGCCUCUCAACCGUCGUACAAGAAAAUCCGAAACGAUCUCAAGACGAGAACCUUGGACUCGAUGUUCCCCGUUCUCCAAAGCAGCUCGAAAUCUCAGUCGUUACAGCCAAAUGUGGAAAGUGGGAAGAAAGAAAAAGCACCUGCUAUCUCCGAGACAGCGACUGCGGCCAUGUUCGUCAUAAUUAAGCACCUGGUGCCUUGGGACCAGGUGGAGCAGGGUUACAACGUAGAACUGAUCCACCACUCGAGCAACAUGUUGUUGCUCAGAUUGGACUUGUACGCAGAGUUUGACCGUCUCGACAUAUGCCUGGAAGAAAUCGAGGUGCGGCGCGGAGAACGUCUACUGGCUUGGGACUACAAAGAAGGGUUAGCAUACCCAAAGCUGGACCAAAGGAUCAGCUUUGCGGACUGCAAGCACGGCGUUCCCGCGCCUCGCAAGGAGAUGCUGCGGCUGCACACCGCUUGUGCGACUGUGGCCCAUCUGUCGGGUGCGGAUGAACGAUGGGUGAAGGAGUAUAGGGAUCCAGGCGAUGAUGAUCACCUUGAGGGGUUGCCCGAGUAUGGGGUGGCGGCGGAAGCAGUGGGUACCCGGCAUGCACAUGGGCCCGAGACGCUCGACGAGAUGUUGAGGAUGGCGUACUACUAG